Prunus armeniaca (apricot) is the source of this 483-nucleotide messenger RNA. Lineage: Eukaryota; Viridiplantae; Streptophyta; Magnoliopsida; Rosales; Rosaceae. The record is from the annotation of a GenBank genome assembly.
AUGCGUAGGUCAAUCGGCGCAUUAAAUGCGCAAGCACGUCUUGCAGGCCAUCAUUGCCCAGACUUGCGCGAGCCGUCGUUUCGUCUCGUCAAACGAAGCGACGGCCUCUGGGCUUUCGACAUGUCAUCGCGCCCCUUGGGCACGCUUGUCAGGCUGUUACGUCUCUCGAGAGAGCCACGCCCUUUCGUUUCGAAUUCUAGCGCCAAUAUAAAAGCCUGUCCUUCUUCAUCCCUUCCUUACGCUUUCAGAAAUUUCAAACGCCCAAAACUCUGCCAAACCUUUCUCUCAACUCUUCAAUCCUUUCGAACUUCACAUUUCAGCACUCCACCUCUUUUUGCCCAGUUAUCUUCCUUUGUUAGUAACCAACGACUUCAGUCGCUUCUCCUGUGUUUCUCUGAACUCUCGAACUCUUUGCCCCUUUUUCUGAGCGCUCGGCUCCCUGGUGUUCUUUGUGUUCAUCACCCUUCCUUCGAUUUUUUUUAA